Molecule: messenger RNA, 2022 nt
Organism: Aaosphaeria arxii CBS 175.79
Lineage: Eukaryota; Fungi; Ascomycota; Dothideomycetes; Pleosporales
Product: glycosyltransferase family 4 protein
Exons: 3
Coding region: 181-1821 (546 amino acids)
Biological process (GO): protein N-linked glycosylation
Cellular component (GO): endoplasmic reticulum membrane
Molecular function (GO): GDP-Man:Man(3)GlcNAc(2)-PP-Dol alpha-1,2-mannosyltransferase activity
Source: RefSeq, a predicted model, not a curated record
CUACGCACUACUUACUACUAACUACAUUGUCAUAGUACAUCCCGCCCUCGAAACUUUGCUGCCUAGAUCUUUUUGGCCUACCAUAUCCUGAGUACGGCUUGCUGGCUCGCUGUUGGGACAGCAUAUAUGAUUUCCAUCAUUCCAUCAUAAUCCCCCUCCUCUCGUUUCCUAGGCGCAGUCAUGGGCGUUGUAUACUUCUUCCUUUCGUUCCUAGCUCCAGUAGUCCUCGCAUACGCAUUCUUCGUUCCGACCUUGCGAUCCCUGGGGGAGCUGGCAGGACACUACCUGCGGAGAUCCUCCCGUACACGGCGCGAGCUUCUACUUGCGAGAGUAGCGACUGAGCAAAAAGCCUACGAGUCGUCGAGCAAACAGAGCAAAGAGGAGGAUGACUGGGAGGAGAUUGAGAGGUCUGCGGUAGGCAGCGCGGCGAACGGGGGCAAGGCGGACAAGGACUGGAACGGGAUCGUCGGGUUCUUUCAUCCUUUCUGCAAUGCCGGAGGAGGCGGCGAGCGUGUUCUCUGGGGAGCUAUCCGCGCGACACAGAAACGAUGGCCAGAAGCUACGUGUGUGGUGUAUACUGGGGAUCACGAUGUAGACAAAGACGCGAUUCUUAAGAGAGUCAAGGAGCGCUUCAACAUCCACCUCCACCCUCCGACCGUACACUUCCUGUACCUUACCACCCGCCAUUACGUCCUCAGCAGCACCUGGCCUCGCUUCACGCUUCUGGGGCAGUCGAUCGGAUCCCUGAUCCUCGGUUACGAUGCCUUCUCCCUGCUUGUGCCCGACAUUUUCAUCGAUACUAUGGGUUAUGCCUUUGCCGUCGCUCUGUGCUCGCUUUUCUUCCCCAAUGUACCCACGGGUGCCUACGUCCACUACCCUACCAUCUCGACCGAUAUGCUGGAUUCUCUCGACGUUGGUGGUAAGGGUGUUCACACUGGACAGGGAGCCGGGUAUCGUGGUGUGGCCAAGCGACAGUAUUGGAGCCUAUUCGCGAAAUUGUACUGCGUCAUGGGUAGCUGCAUAGAUGUAGUCAUGACGAAUUCCACCUGGACCCAAUCGCACAUCAAAACACUCUGGGGUCCUUACAGAAACCGACGAAACAGCACCACGGACCAUGACAUCGAUGUCGUCUUUCCUCCGGUUGCGGUCGAAGAGCUCGAAAGGGAUGUCCCGGUCGAUGAGGAAAGUGAGCAGAAGAGAGGGCCCGCUCUUAUCUACAUCGCACAAUUUCGACCGGAGAAGAACCACCAAGUCGUACUGAGAGCUUUUGCAUCCUUGUUGUCGUCGAACCCCUCAUUUCCCGAAUACCCCAAAGAGACGCCUAAACUUGUAUUGAUAGGCUCGGUGCGAGACCCCGACGAUGCUACACGUGUCUAUAACCUCCGCCUGCUUGCGCAUGAGCUCCACAUCAAGGAACAUGUCGAGUUCGUGUGUGACGCUACCUGGCCGCAAAUGUUGGACUGGAUGCGACGUGCUAGCAUUGGUGUGAACAGCAUGUGGAACGAGCAUUUCGGCAUCGGCGUUGUCGAGUAUCAAGCCGCAGGUCUCAUCAGCGUAGUUAAUGAUUCUGGAGGACCAAAACUCGACAUCGUGGUUCCAAUCGACGGAAAGCCGACUGGUUUCCACGCCUCUACGUCUGAAGAAUACGCCGAAGGCUUCCGCAAAGCCCUCUCGCUCCCACGCAAAGAGCGACUCGCUAUGCGACGUCGUGCGCGCAAGUCCGCCAACCGUUUCACGGACCGCGGGUUCGCGGAGAAGUGGAUCGCGAAUAUGGACCAACUCAUCCUACUCCAGGUAGCGAGGACGAAGAGUUCGGAUUAGACUCAAAAAGACAUAAUGAACUGGUGCAUGGCGUUCUGCUUGAGGGUGUUCUUAUUCUUUCCAUUGUUAUGGGCGUGGGAUUUGGUCAUGGUUGUUGCGAAGCAUUCUUGGAGUUUAAUUUGAUUGGCAUAUGCAGUUGCGUAGAGUAAGGUAGAUAUUGCAUGCUACAGAAAAUGACUAUUUAACUCUCGGACUCUUAGC